AUGACGUCCACGCCCAACGAUGCGGGCUUCCAGUCACCGCUCCAGAGCGACUCCGAGUCGAACACAUCUAUACCGCAGUCGGCCGCUCGUCGCGCCGCCCCUAGACUCUCGCUACCCUACCGCCGCUCGAACGCUUCAGUCGCAAGCUUGUUUGCAUCCACGUCGUCAGCUCAACACUCUCCCACUGCAUCCGGGACAUCGACACCACCGGUGGGAGUCGUCAAUGCCUCUGUCUUCUCUCCACCAGCCACGAGGCUCGCCAAUGCUCUGAACUCACCCACUACUGCCACCCAACCCGAUGAGGCCCGUCAGCUGCUUCUGCGCGCCUUUGCUCCCCGUAUCUCUGUUCUCGCAUCCGACGAUUGUCAAGAGUUGUUGCGCCACAAGGGCAUCAAUGGCGGUCUGCUGGAGUUGCUCCGUCCUUUCGGAGAGAAAGUAGGAGGGAGAGUCGUUGUUAGAGAUAGCACUGGUGCUAGUAGGCCAUGGGACGACUUUGGCAUCCGAUUCACCGCUAUUUCCGACGGUCUUGAGCCUCCUAGAUUGGACCCCACCCCGACCGACUUGCCCGAGUACCGUCCUGCACGCCUGCGCACUGGAGGAGACGUCGAACAGAUUGACGAGCUCGUCGCCCGUCACCUACAGUACUCCCAGGAUCAACCGGCUGCUGGCGACUACUUUUCCGGUCCCGAAACCAAACCACAUCCAUCACAACUCACGCCAUUCUACACGUUAUAUCUUCGCAGACUCCUCUCCGGGAUACCCGUUACACCUCACGAAACCUUUUCUCACCCCGUCGCUCUUGUAAUAGCAAUUAGCUCUCGUAAUCCCGCGCCGAUAGACGAACUCCGCACUCUAUAUGCCAGCUCAAACACUGGCCAGCACAAACCUCCUUUGUGGGUGAAUAACGAGUUUCUACGAUAUUAUGUCCUCAUUCAUGACGAAGACCACGACGACAUUACAAAGUCUACAGCUCUAUACGAACAAAUGAAGCGUCAUUUCGGUCUGCAUUGUCACUUGCUGCGUCUGCGGAGUAACGAGUGUCUUCCCUCGGAUGAUGACAGCAUGAGAUUACCCACUUGCGAGUGGCUGUCUGCAGGGGAGGAGUUGGGAGAGAUUGCUAAUAGAGAAAGCUCCGAAGUUGACGAUGACCCUACGCCAUACAUUUUCGAAUCUGAUGCAGCCGCCAUCCGAGCCUUUGUCCGUGAAAUGGUCACUCAGUCAGUGGUACCAGGUAUGGAGCGGUUAUCAGCCCUAUGGAACAACGAAGUCGCAUCACGACGACGGGGUAUUGCCGGCAAGAUCGGUCUCGUAUCCAAACGCUUCACAUUCGGCUUCUCAUCACGAGGCUCCUCAGGAGGCAUCGGCGGCUCGAACAGCAACUACGAUGCCCUUCAAGGCUUCUACAAACCCGACACACCAGAAGCAGUACUACGAAAACUAGCAGACUACGCUUUCAUGCUGCGAGACUUCAAGUUGGCGCAAAGCACCUACGAUCUCCUAUGCACAGACUACAAGAACGACAAGGCCUGGAAGCACUAUGCAGGUGCCAAUGAAAUGGCCGCCCUCACAGCACUUCUCGGCGCACCAAAUGUACCCUCUCGCAUCCGUGUAGACUCCCUCGACCAACUCCUGGAAACAGCAUGCUACUCCUACCUCACCCGCUGUUCAUCCCCUUACUCCGCCCUCCGCACCCUCAUCCUAGCUACAGAACUCCUCCGUCUCCGCGGCGGCUCAGCUCUCGACGAUUCCGCUCGUUGGGCAACCAGAAUCCUCGAAGACAGGCUUGUAGGACCCAUAGGUCAUGCUCUUCUUCUCGAACGCAUCGCCUCCUGCUAUUCCUCGCGUCGCGGCUUUGGAGUACUCAAAUCUGGAAGCCGAGCCAGAAAAGCAGCAUUCUUCCACGUUUUGGCAGCGGAGAGUUGGUUAAAAGUGCAAAAAACAAAGCAAGCGGAACAGAAUCUUUCUCUGGCUACGAAUAUCUACACAGCGAGGAAGCAGAAAGAGGAAGGGAUGACGAGCUUUGAGUACAUGAAAGUGUUUUUGAAGGAGUUGCAGCAGGAUGUUGUGGAGAGUAGACCUGUUACGAGGGAUGAUGAAGAGGUAAAGCAAGAGGAACAGGCUGAUGUCGAAGAGAUACAAGAAGCCAGUUCCCAGAGACAUGCCAGAAGUCUUAGUACAGCGGGUACUGGUGCUGCUCCUGUUCUCUCAGGCUUGGAUCCUCUAGGCGUGGCGGUGGUGGCGCCACAUAGUCCUACACUCGAAAGACCGGAUCCUGCAAAUGAUGGGUUCGAGUAG
Molecule: messenger RNA, 2295 nt
Organism: Aureobasidium subglaciale EXF-2481
Lineage: Eukaryota; Fungi; Ascomycota; Dothideomycetes; Dothideales; Saccotheciaceae
Exons: 1
Coding region: 1-2295 (764 amino acids)
Biological process (GO): protein localization to phagophore assembly site; endoplasmic reticulum to Golgi vesicle-mediated transport
Cellular component (GO): phagophore assembly site; cytoplasmic vesicle; TRAPPIII protein complex
Source: RefSeq, a predicted model, not a curated record